Molecule: messenger RNA, 390 nt
Organism: Symbiodinium natans
Lineage: Eukaryota; Dinophyceae; Suessiales; Symbiodiniaceae
Source: the annotation of a GenBank genome assembly
AUGCGGAAGAUGUUCGGGCAGAUUCUGGCCAAGCGAGUCGUGACCCUGGAGUUCAGUAGGAUGAUGGGGCAGGACGACCCUUUCGACGUGCAGUUGAUCAAGCAGCAGCUCUUCGACGCGCAGCGCGAUGCGGCCGUCGUUUGCACGACGCCUGCAGCCAUCAAGUCCAUGUUCCUGCGCCACCUCGAGCUCCUGCAGCUGAACCACCUGCACCUGGGCACCCAGAAGAAGUACAAAGCCGAGAUGCACAAGGCCAAAGAUUCCGUGUCCCAGACGCGGUUGAAGAAGCGCAUGCAGGACGUGAACAAGGACCGCAUCCGCCGGUCUAUAGGCCGAGGCUUCUGUAACAAAAUGUCCUUGGGGCUUGAAAGUUCGGGUUUCCGAAAAUAG